AUGGCCAUCGCGCAAGCCUGUCUGGCAGGCCUCUCAAGCGAUCUCGGCAACAAGUCUGCAGCCGGCGCAUCCCUACUUUUCUACUUUAUUGCCCUCUUUUGCUUUCCUAUCGGUCUCUUCCUUGUGCCAUUCAUGUACGCCGCCGAGAUCGCAACGCUUCUUCGCACCCGUGCCAAGGUGACUGCAAUGUCAGCAGCUGCAAACUGGCUGUUCAACUUUGUUCUGGCCGAAGUAUCGCCGAUCGGCUUUGCAACUAUUGAAUGGCGGUACUAUAUUGUGUAUGCAUGCAUUAGUGCCUUUGGAUGCAUGGUCUUCUACUUCUUCUAUCCCGAAACAAAGGGUCGGACUCUGGAAGAGAUUGAUGAGGUGUUUAUUUUGUCGAAGUCGAUCUUCGAUACUGUCAAUAUUGCGCAGGAAAUGCCAUUCCAGACUGAUAUUCUGGCACAUAUUGAGGAUACCUAG
Messenger RNA from Penicillium daleae, 462 nucleotides. RefSeq names its product Major facilitator superfamily domaingeneral substrate transporter. Gene Ontology annotation, biological process: transmembrane transport; carbohydrate transport. The record is from RefSeq and is a predicted model, not a curated record. The transcript has a single exon. NCBI's taxonomy places the organism in Eukaryota, Fungi, Ascomycota, Eurotiomycetes, Eurotiales, Aspergillaceae. The coding region runs from base 1 to 462 and encodes 153 amino acids. Gene Ontology annotation, molecular function: carbohydrate:proton symporter activity. Gene Ontology annotation, cellular component: membrane.